UAAUGACUGUUGAUGCCUUUGUAACUAAAGCUGGAAUGAAAAUGGUAUCUUCAGUGAACUCUGCCUCUGCUGUUGAAGGUCAUCUUGAACUUAAAGGUGGACAACUCUUUAGUGCCGAAUGGAAAACACCAGAUUCUAAGACAGAAGUAUUUGAAGCGAAAACUUCAUUCUUUACCGUUCAUCGUGAUGAGACCCGUGAACAAAAGAUGAUAACACAAAACAGACAAACAAAGAAACUAUGCACUGGCGAUAAACUUUCACACGUGACUGGACUUGAACUCUGUGGUGAAAUUUCCUAUCCUAAUGCUUCUUUAAAGGCUGAUUCUCCAUAUUUCCCUUUAACUGGACCAUUGACAGCAGGUGUUACACUGUACAAGAGAGACAGUCAUACUAGUUACAAAAUGGAGUAUAAAUUCGGAAAGACAAAAUCUGUAGUGACUGCCAAUAUAGGAUUAAACACACCAGGGUCAAAGGUCGAUAGAGAAAUGAGACUUGGUUUUAAUUUGAAUAUGAAGAAGCAUGAUAUUGAAAUGCUGAUGCUGUCACCAUGGAAAAAGGCCACUUUCAACGGAGCUGUCAAUACACAACAAAGACAAGUAAAUGGUAAAUUACUUAUUGACCAAUCAGAGUACUCAGUCAAUGCAGCUUUAGCUAGUAAGAAGAAAUCUUCUACAAUGGUAUAUACACCAUCUGUAGAAAUAGUCAUACCAAAGAAGGACAACAUCAAACUUGAUGGAACUAUUGAAUAUUUAGCGGGCAAAACUUUGGAUUCUGCAUUUACCGUUCUUGGAGUUUCAAAACAACCAAUCAACAUGAGAUUAACCAUGCUUAACAAGAAGGUUAUCAGAUCACUUAAGGGCAGUUUGACAAUGGACAAAAAACAAGAGUAUAGCUUCGAAACCAGAAUGCAGAAACUAGUAACUAAGAAAUCUUUGAGAUACAGUCCAUUUAUCUCAGUAAAAACCCCAACAAAAUUGUUGAUGGGUCUUGGUGGCUCUGUGGAAAUCAAAUAUAAGAAAGCUAUGAAGGUUGACAUGACCGUAACUGGAUUGACACGUUCUCCAAUGAAAUAUUUUGUUCAAGUAAGAGAUACAGGAAACGCAAAGCAAGCCCGUUAUCAGGCAAAAAUGAACAUUCAAUCUCCAAUUCUGACAACUAAAGGCAGAUCCAAUGUUAUGAUUAAACCUAUAUCUAUCAUUACCAGAACCACGUUUGAUUAUAUCAUACCACGUGUAGCACGUGAUAAGGUUACCAUGAACACAAAGGUCAUCAUGAAAUCAACAAAGAAAGCAACAUCGGUCAAGGGAAAUGGUGUUUUGAAUUUCAAGAAGAAGUCACAUUUGAACCUUAAUCUCGGAAUGAAUUUUUUGACAAACGCUAAACUGACAACAACCAACUUCAAUGCCCAGUAUGGUGCGAAUAAGAAAGAUCUAAACAAAAUGAUAAGCUUUUCAUCGACAGUAAAACACCAGUUAGCAUGGCGGGCAAGUGAUGUCAGAAUCAGCGCACAACUGAAGCACCCUGAAUCAGAAACAGACUUGAAGAUAAAAGGAAGUCAUAUCCAUAACAAAAAGGCACUGGAUACCAGCGUUUCAAUGUCCGUUGGAAAGAAACAUACCUUCAGCACAUCAGUCUUUUUGAAAGAUAAAACAAAGAAAUUGACAUCCGUUUCUGGUGGACUUUCCCUCUCAUGGAAUGAGAAAACCCUCUCCAUGUCAAAUGUCUUUAUCCAGCAAAACAAGCAAAAAUUUACCAACGACUUCGCUUCCACUAUUGGUAAACAAAGAACAACGAUAAAAUCCACCAUUAAGAGCAUGUCAAAUAUUGAAUACGAAAUAUCCAAUGAUAUAACACUUCCAGGAAGAAAACCAUUUACCAUUGCCGGUCAGAUAAACGGGAGCCCUCGUGAUUUCAGACUUGGAGCACAGAUAGGAAAAUCAUAUGUAAUGGCAUUUACUUCCCAAUACAAACCGAAGGUUAUGGUCAAGAUGUCUGGGAAUGUGAAGGUUAACAGCAGACGUGUAACAGCUGACAUUGAAGCGAUGAAAAACCAUCCUCAGUAUUCAGGAAAAUUUGAUGUUAAGUGGGAUGCUGAUAAAGAUGAAUCCAAAAGACUUAAACUUGUAGGGGAUUUGACAUACAAAAACUCCAUGGAUAUUAAUGCAAGACUAGAAUUUGUCAACCCAAUCACUAGUGUCUUGUCAAGUUAUAAUCACAUUGUUGAUAAAAAUACCAUGGGCCAUUUUGAUGUCUUAGUGGCAGGGAAAGAAAAAGUAGCAUUAGAUCUAAAUCUAAACAACAAAGAUAAUGGUAAAGCUGGAACCCUUAGAAUGCAGACACCGGCAUCUGGCUUAGUACAACUGAAUUUUGAUAUGAUGUCAACUACCAAACAAUACCAGAACACAAUUGAUAUCACUUGGCAGAAAUCAAACAAAAUUGGAGUAUUAGUAAAUUUGGACAAACCAUUCAAUGCAAAUAAAUUUCACGGAAUAGUUACAGUAAAAACACCCUUUGAUGGCUUCAGAAUGUCCUCAGUAGAAGUAGAUCAUGAUUACACCGGAAAGCUGAAAAGUAUGUUGAAAACUGAACUCAACAACGAGAAAAUGCAAGUUGAUAUCAAAUACAGUAAUGAUGGCACAACCGAAAACCGGGAUGUAAACGGUGUAAUGAGUGUAAAAUCGUCAUUAUCUAGCUUGAAAACAGCGUCUGUAAGCUUCCACCACAAAACCACUGACAACAAAUACCAGAACGCUUUAGUAGUGGAGCAUAAUGGCAAGGUAUACCAGUAUGAAGGUCAAAUGAAUCACAGAUUUACGAAAAAAGGGCUGAAGAAUAAAGGAAAGAUUGUCGUCAUUGUACCAAAUAACAAAUAUGAUGCAAAUUGGGACCACAGCAUUUCCAAAAAUGAACUCACUUCUAAAAUACAAUCUAAUAUCGAUGGCAAAUCUUAUGAAUUUGACGUAAAUGGAAGACAAGCCAUCACGUUCAGCGAAGGCGGAAUAUCUUUUAACCUAAAGAUUAAAUCUCCAUUUAUGGAUAAUAUCGUUCUGCGUGUUGACCAUCAACACAGACCAUCACUAAUAGACAGUUCAGCGACCUUAUCUAUUAAUGAUAACGUAAUGAUGUCUGGGCAGGUAGACUACAAGAGAGAAGUUGGCAAGAUAAUGUCAAAACAGUCUUUUAAAAUGUCUGAAUUCGCUUUUGAAACUUCAAUUAUAUCUGAAUAUGCCCGUUUUCCAAUGUCAGGUCAAAUUAAUAUGAAGAUGAAUAAUAAUGAAAUCGAUGUCAGCGGAACCUAUGAUCGUCAGCAGAACAGUCAAAAUGGUAAACUGAAAAUUAAAUCUCCAUUUACCAAACCUAUUGUAUUAAGUAUUGACCGAGCAGUUGAUGGAGAACAGAUCAUUUCAUCUUCUAUUGAGUAUGGAAAAACUGAAAUUAUGGCCAUGGAAAAUAGAUUCAGAUGGGACGACAACAAAAUUAUCAAGAUAUCAGUCGUAACACCAAUAGAGUCUGUCAGGAAAUUUGAAACACUACUCAGUUUAGAUGGAGGUAUAACCGCUUUCAAAACAGUCGCAAGAAUAGAAAUUGAACCUAUUUUUAGACGAAUCCAGUUGACAUCCGAAUGGAACUCUGUCAAUGGACUAAAUGGGAAAAUUCGUUUGGAAACGCCAUUCCAACAAAUACCAUACAGUCAAAUAAUUUUGGUUUCUAAACCAUCAACUAGAAUGACAUCAUCAGAUCUGUCUAUUGAAUAUCUCCCAAAGAAAGAAAUAAUCAUAAAAUCAAACUACAUGGUGCAGAAUAAUCACGUUGAAGGCAGUUUAGACAUAAAUACUCCCUUCAAUGACAUACGAACAAUGUCAGUAUCAUUGAAACAUUCAACUCGAAAUAAUGCCAUAGACUCUGGGAUAACUUACACUUGUCCUAAAGGAACAAAAUACGCUGCUGACAUCAACUAUAAAUCUGAUGUCAAGAAAGAGGCGUCAGUCAGUUUGAAAAUGGAUAAGAAGAGAAUAGCCGUUAACGGUAUUGUCGACCUGACGUCUGGGUACCCAACAGGUUUCCUGAAGACAUCAACACCCUUUACAGACGACAUUAUUGUUGAUAUCAAGCAGAAGAAACAAGAUGAAGUAAUUAUGACGUCAGGCUUACUCAGAUACGAUAACGGAAAGGAAAUAUCGUUGGAAAACCGAUUCCGUUGGGAUAAUGCUUUUGUGUUCACUACAUUUGUUGCCACACCAUAUGAAUCCAUGAAAACAAUUAACUCAGUAAUAGAAGCUAAAGGAGACUUAAGAUCUUUCUCUCUUUUAAGCAGCAUUGAAGCAGAACCAAUCACGAAGAAGUUCUUGGUAUCCAGUGCCGUAAAUACUUAUGGUGGAUUCGAUGGUAACUUCCGCAUUGAAACCCCAUUCAAGGUCAUUCCAUAUAGUCAGAUAGCCGUCUCUAGUCAAAGAAGUAGCGGUUCCACAAGAACAGUUGCUAAUAUAGAAUACCUUCCAGCUAAGUUUAUCAGUGUCAAAUCGAGUCACUCAGUACAUUUAGAUAACAUGGAUGCAACUAUAGAAAUUCAGACUCCGUUCGCCAAAUUGAAGCAUGCAUCUGCUUCCAUAAAACACACAAAUGACGACAAAGGCAUUGCAUCUUAUGUAGGAAUCGAAUAUCCCAAGGGAAAUAUAUAUUCUGUAGACACUUCCGCUAGCAACGCUGAAAGGAAAGACGCUUCUAUCACCGUCAAAAGCCCACACAAUAAACCAGUAAGUCUGACAAUCUACCAUCAAGGCAAAUAUCCCUCAAUGGAGACACACGGCGAACUUCAGUACCAGGGCAACAAGAAACACAUAUUGGACAUAUCAUUUAUUAAUAAAGCUAACUUUAAGACUUCCGUGUCUUACAAAUGUCCAUCUAUGGAUAAGAUAUCUUUGGAGAUAAGUCAUAAAGGUAGCAUAAAACAAUUCAAUUCCCUCGUUAAAGCACAAUACAAGAAGGGUGAGCCACAUCAAAUAGAAGUAGUCUUUAAAAAUCUGGCUAAAAUGCAAGGAUCUUUGACAGUUAAAUCACCAUUCAUGGAUGACUUUAAAGCAUCUUUCCAUCAUACAGGGUCCUUGAGGAAUCUUAAAUCCCAUGUUGAAUAUGCUUACGGUAAAAUGAAACCAGCCUCCGCUGAUGUCGCAUUUAUUUCUGGAAAACGUCUCCAGGGUUCAGUGAAAUUGUCUUCUUCACUGUUUGAAGAUAUUACCUUGACUCUUUCUCACAAGGGUAAACUAAGAAGCUUCAGAAACAAAAUAAACCUAAUCUACAGCAAGAAACAGAAAAUAAGUACUGAUUUUAAUUUCCGCCUAGCGAAAGUAAUGAAAGCUACAUUUAUAUUUGUAUCUCCAUUUAAAGGAUAUAAGAAAGUCAUUGCCAAUGUUAAGCACGAAGGAACAUGGAAGAGCUUCAAGUGUGAUGCCAAUGUUAAAAAAGGAAAAGACGUCAUCAAGGCUAACAUGAAAACAUCAGUAGGGUCUAAAUUCAACUGGGAAGCAAGUGUAGAAACACCAGUUGCCGGUUGGAAGAAACUGAAUGCUGCUGUAUCACACGAAGGAUCAUUUUCUAAUUUUAAAUCCCAUGCAGAGAUAGCUCGUGGUAAACAAAACAUGGUCGCUGCAGAUAUACGAUUUGCAAUUAAACCUUCCGUUGAUAUUUUACUAGCCGCACAGACACCUUUUGUUGGCUACAAAAAUGUCAAGGCAUCAUUGUCGCAUCAAACAUCAGAUAGCAAGAUAAAGUCUCAUGCUGAAAUUACGUACUUCAAGAAAGAUACGAUAUCUGCAGAUAUCUUAAUAAACAAACCAACGAGAAGUGCUGAUAUUUCCAUUAAAACUCCAUUUAAGAAAUAUGAAAAGAUGGCUGGUUCCUUCUCUCACACGGGUUCCCUAUCAGAAUUCAACACAAAAAUGGAUUUGGCAGCGAACAAGGACAAGUAUUCAGCUCAGAUCAAUUUCAAUACCACAUUGAAGGUAAAUUAG
This is a messenger RNA of Mytilus californianus (California mussel), 6008 nucleotides long. RefSeq lists its product as uncharacterized. Lineage: Eukaryota; Metazoa; Mollusca; Bivalvia; Mytilida; Mytilidae. Gene Ontology annotation, molecular function: lipid carrier activity. The record is from RefSeq and is a predicted model, not a curated record. The transcript is spliced from 9 exons. The coding region runs from base 3 to 6008 and encodes 2001 amino acids. Gene Ontology annotation, biological process: lipid transport.